AUAUUGAAUUGUAUAAAAUUUACCUAAUUUAAAGAACACGGAGGUCGCUAUUAUUAAUUAUUGCAUCUAGAGUCUUUUCAACGAAUAAUUAAACAAACAUGCAGGAAACUGAAUCGGAGGGCAGAUUCAGAAAACAAAGCCAGUGGUCGAAAAAAUAUUUAAAUAUUUAUAAAAUGGCAGCACUGUUAAUAACAUUUGUCUAUGAUUUUAUGUCUUCUCCAGUCUCCGCUACCCACCCUGCACUCCCCGCUCCCGCCCCGCCCUGUGAUUUUUCUGAGUGAGGGUCACUUUUUAUAAAUAUUAUCAGCAAUUUAAUGUGUUAUUUUGAUUUAUUUGAUAAAACUUGUGUUCAUCCAAUAUGGACAAAUGUGGGAUCUGUCUAAAACCUGCAGUCCAACUGUUUGAGACGGGGAAAGAUGGUAUAUAUGCCUGCUUCAAGUGCCAGCCACUAGUGCCUGAAGUGAUGAUAGGAGACAAUGGCUCCGAUCAGACCGUGCCGCAAACAUCCAGCAACAACGAAGAGGAGGGCAUUGAAACAUCAUUGUAUUGUGGUAUUUGCCACAAGUCUUUUCAGAAGAACAUGCAGCUUCAGAACCAUCUGCGCAAUCAUCGCGCCGAGAGACGCUUCGUCUGCACAUACUGCAAUAAAGCUUUCUCUCAGUCCAACAACCUGAGGGCGCAUCUCCGUAUCCACACUAAUGAACGACCAUUCAAGUGCUCAGAAUGUGGCAAAGCUUUUACACAGGUGACGAAUUUGAACAAUCACGUUCGUCUGCAUACUGGCGAGCGGCCGUUCGUGUGUCCCGAGCCAGGAUGUAACAAGGCUUAUGCCCAGGUAACUAAUUUGAACCAGCAUCGUAAGCGGCACCUGAACGGCGGGCCCGUGGAGGCCACGUACGACUGCACCGUCUGCGGCGAGCAGUUCCAACAGCGGAACCAUAUGUAUAUGCACAGCGUGGGUUGCAGACGCGAGGCGCACGGGGCGGCGCCCGGGGCGGCGCGCGCGGGCCGGGCGCCGCGCCGCUGCCGCGCCUGCCCCGCCGCCUUCCCCAGCGACAAGCUGCUGCAGCGCCACGCGCAGCUGCAGCAUCCCGGUCUGCAGGACGACCAGCAUGACACAGCCAACGAGUACAUCUGCGUGUUCUCAUCGUGCGGCAAGCGGCUGUCGUCCGCGCGCGAGCACACGGAGCACCUCCUGCGCGAGCACCAGCUGCGGGUGCUCAGCCACCGCCAACACGCGCCGCGACGCGGACGGCCGCCCAAGAUGUUGAAAGACCCCUUGGAAAUAAAAGAGGAAGAAUUUCAUGAGGUUAAAAUAACGAAGCAGCAGCCACAGUACUUGCCCAAGCUGAAGGUGCAGAGUUUGUUCCAGUGAGCGGCGAGCGCGCUCCGCUGUGCCGGUUCUAGUGUAAACCACGCCGUAAGUCGCGGCAUUGUUGUAUUUCAUAUAACUUAGGGCCAACUAGUUAAGUCGACUUUAACCUUUGUACUUAAUUACUUAUUAUUGUUUUAUUAUUCCUGUCCUGUGUCUGUACUAUGAGAUUUUAAAACAAGACCUAUGAUUGUGGAAGCGAGACGGCAUAAUGCGCCACAACGGCAUCGGUUAUGUUCUAACAGUUCAUAGUAAGGUUCACAAGGUUUAAUUUGUUUGCCAACUCGUAUUAAUAAGAACAUAUAUUAUGCAACUGUUUGCAACAGUCGUAUAUAAAAAUACGUGUAAGAAAUGAAUAUAUCAUCAGACACUGGUUGUUUUACGUAAAGUAUGUUUUAAAGGGCCUUUCCAUUCCACCCCCGAGUGGCAUUGUGUAUAUCAAGAUAUAAUUUAUAAGUACAGCGAAGUAGUGAUAUUAUAUAGAAGUUAUUUUUGUCUGAAACUAGAUUACGAUCCGAUUAUAAAAAUAUUCUGUUAAUUUAAAAUUGAUAGGCUUAUAAAAUAAAUCUACAUUAACAGUUAUUAUAUCUUAAGUGAUAAUAAAUAUUAAGUGCAAUUUAUUGUAACAAUUUAAUUAAUAUUGUUACAUUAGUGUAAGCAUUAACUUUCAAUAUUUUAUUUUUAUUAGUACAUACCAUCAAACCCUAUUUUAUAAGAUAUUCAGAGACAUAGUUUAUUUCAGAAAGAGUAACAUAUAUACAAUAUAUGUAUUUUAAAAAGGCGAAUUAUAUUAUACAUUUAUUAAUUGCCGGGCUUAACUAAACGCAAAUUUAUUAAGAAGACUGCGAGUGUAUUUGAAUCGGUCUCGAUUUUUUUUGAAAAUGUUUUAUUUAGAAGUUGAAUCAAGUAUUUUUUCAGUAUUAUUAAAAUUAUAUUUACAUUUCUAAAGAGUUUGGGUUUAAUUAUGAUCUAUAUAUACAUAUGUUUCAGAUGUUGAUUAUAAUGCACGCUUUAUUGUGACACUCUUGGGUUUUAUUUGUUUGUAUGACUAAUAUCUAUGUAUAACAGUGAAAACUUUUAAAAUAAGAUCACUUUUAAAUUUUGAAGUUUUUACUGAUAUUUCUAAUUGUCAUUGUAAUGUAAAGUUUUGUUUGAAUUUUUUUCCCGAUAAGCGUAUACCAGCCAUAGCAAUAGAUCGAGGAUGGUUAGCAUAGUAUUGUUGCAAUAAGUAGUUAAGGCGCAUAUUUUACUUUCCCAAGACAUUUUCAAUCAUGUUUUAGUUCACCUUGGAGGUUUCCCUCGCUAGCUAUGGUAGUGAUAAGCUUAUCGUAGAUCGCCAGCGCCUGGUCCCAAUAAUCUAUAGACCGACCUCUCAUAUCAAAACACUGCCAAGGAAUGAUUUGAAAUAGUAAGAGUUAUAACUAUGGUUGUUCCACAUAUACAGAAAUAUAUUCUUUAUUAAUUGAUAGUUGUCAUUUUAUUCCAUACCAUAUUCUUUCAAUAUCGAAUUGAAUACAGGUGUUUUUAAAUCUAUUUUUAAAAGAUUUGAAUUAAGUUUUUUUUUUAUUUAUUUACAUGCAUUCAUUAUUUUACUAUGAUCUCUGAUAAAAAAAACUCGAAAUAUUUCGAUCUGUAAUUAGGUGUAAAAAAUACUCGGAUCUUGGAAUAUUGGGGCUUCGCGUCGUAGAGUAUAUAUGCGUUAGGAUAAGGUGCAAAUGUUCCUAUGAGUGUGUCAGAGAGUUCGAUUAUUGUCGAUGGAUAUAAGCCGCGUGUUCUAUAGUCGACCAUUUCAAUAUUUUUAGCCUUGUUAAGUGUCAGCAUGUCGGAGAUUUUUCUAUUAACAUACAAAUACUUACGAUAUUAAAAUAUGCAAUCACU
Messenger RNA from Trichoplusia ni (cabbage looper), 3250 nucleotides. Its product is annotated as gastrula zinc finger protein XlCGF7.1-like. Gene Ontology annotation, cellular component: transcription regulator complex; PcG protein complex; nucleus. The transcript has 10 exons. The coding region runs from base 359 to 1375 and encodes 338 amino acids. NCBI's taxonomy places the organism in Eukaryota, Metazoa, Arthropoda, Insecta, Lepidoptera, Noctuidae. Gene Ontology annotation, molecular function: DNA-binding transcription factor activity, RNA polymerase II-specific; RNA polymerase II cis-regulatory region sequence-specific DNA binding. The record is from RefSeq and is a predicted model, not a curated record. Gene Ontology annotation, biological process: regulation of transcription by RNA polymerase II; neurogenesis.